AUGGAACGGAAGAAUGUGACGAUUUCUUGUUUUUUAUUUACAGUUUACAGACUUCCGCAAUCUCGAAGCACAUAAAUUGUUUUGAUUUUUACUGUACAAAACUCCUAAUAAACACAUUUCCUAAAAAAGAAUUCAACUGUGAAAAAAAUUGCCCUAAUUUUCUUCUGCUCAAAUUUAUUUGUAUCAGAAUCAAAGGUAGAUUUUGUUUUGUGUUAAUAUCAUAUGUGUUAUUUUUAGUUCAGUUGCCUAGAUACCUUUAAAAAGUAACAAGAUGGCGGCCAUCUAAACCUUGUUUGGUUUUAUGGUGAACCCUACAGUAGUCCUAUACGCGCCAGUGUUAUUUAUUUAGUUGUUGCUGUUGUGCCAGUUUAUUUGGAUUUGUUUGUGUCAUCCAGACACUAGUCCUGUACAAAGAACAAGAUGCCGCCAAAGAAAAAGAAGGGAAGUGGAAAGGGGAAGAAGGGUAAAGGCAAAGGAAAAGGGGCAAAACAGCCCCCUCAAAAUCAAGCUGCUAAAGUCGACCCAGAGACAAAAGAAUUUUUCUUGAUUCAGAUCAAAGAUCUCGAAGAGAGAUUGGUCAGGUAUCAGAAGAAGUGCGAUGAACUGGAGGUGGCCAAUGCUCAGUUUCACGACAAGUAUGAUCAGAUGGCCACAGACAAGAGGGAGAUUGUUGCCUUCUGGAAGAAGCAAGUGGAACAAAAAACGGAUGAGAUUGCUGACCUGAACGACCGACACAUUGGCUUGCAACAAAUGCGGGAUAAUGAGAGAGAAGACUUCAAGAGACAGCUCCAGGAGCAGCGGUCAGAGUACCAGGACAUGAAGGAUCAUCUGACCUCGGACAAUAUGAUACUUGGUGGUAAGUUGGCAGCUCUUGAGGAGUUCAAAGUUCAGAAAGAAGACCUGAUGGCUAAGUUCGCCAUGAUGGAGGAGGAACUGGCAAAGAAAGACGCUGACCACAAAGAACAUUUGUACACGCUGGAGAAAAAGGCGGUCAUGGAUAAAGACAGGCUGAAAAAGGAGAUGAUCCUGCGUGUGAAUCAGGUGGCUGCCGAGUUCCGCAAAGUGAGCAACAAGCAGAUGGCGGAGACGACAAAGCGAACGAUCCGCGAGAACGUAUCCAUCAAUGCUCAGCUCGCCAAGAUGUCGGACAAAACCAUUGAACUGAUCCAGGAGAACGACGAGCUCAAGGAGAAAGAAAAGAAGAUGAAGCAACAGAUGGACAUGCUGGAGACCAAUGAGAAGGAACUGGCCAAAAAGAACCACAGCAACAUGAAGGUGAUACGGAUGAUGACAGAGAAAUGCCGUAACCAGGAGGCCAUGAUCACGGAGUUUGAGAUGAGGGAGCAGGAGUAUCAGGAGCUGGAGGCAGAAGCAGACAUUCUGAGACAACAGGUGUCUUCUACCAGAGAGGAGAUCCAGCAAAUGGCCAGGGAUAAUGAACUCCUGGAGGAAAAGUCACAGAGCUUGGGACAUGCCUACGAGAAGGAGGUUGCGGCCAGGGGCAAAGUGGAGGAAAUCUUCAAACAGGCCUCAGACUCCCUGCAGAGUGUUUUGACGAGCUCAGCACCAGACGAUGAGGACCUAGAUGAGGAGAGGAAGAUAGGUGAGCUGCAGAAGAGAGAACACAUGCUGGAAAAUCUUCUCGUCAUCCUCAACUCCGCGGCUGCACUCGGCCUGGCUCCCAAGCCUGGCGAGAUGGGCAAACAGUGGCCUCAGCAGAUGGAGGUGCAUGGAUCUAUUCCUGCCUCCAGAAAGGGACUACUUUCAGGAGACGUGCCACGCUCACCCAUGUUCCAAGGGGCUGGAUCUUUGCCUCACUACAGUCUGGGUGACCUUGGCCUCAUCCCAAGGCCACUGCAGAACAUCACAACCUCUGUGGACAAGAUGAAGGUCAUCAGCAAGAAUACCAAACUAGGCGCACUGCGUGGUGUGUUGCAGAAGUCAGUGUCCACUCAGACCGUCAGUGCACCCAAGGCACUGUUUUAUGCUGACCAGCUUGUGGGCAAAAUGCCCGAUCAGACCCAUCAGGCCGUUCUCCGAGAGUUGCAGACCAGAGAAUUGAGAUGUCCCCCAGCCGGCAACGCCCCACCCCCCGCGGCCAAAAAACUGGUCACAGGAGUCAAUUAACCACUACUAACACACAGCAGAAACACGCCCAGUUCUGGACUCUCCUGUAUAUAGAUUGUCUGGGCCUAAAUCAUGCUGCUGUUGUUAUUACCAUUGUUUUGUACAAAGAUUUUCUUUGCCCAUAUCAUGUUGUGGUUGUGGUUGUUGUUGUUUUUGUUGUUGCUGUGCAGCUGUGGGGUCACAGAGCACAAAAUGUGAGGGGAAAAUCUUCCUAUUAUGUUCAUCACUAGAUAGUCUGUGUGGGCAGCUAUUGCACUGUGCCUAUUGUGUGUCAUGUCAGUGCGGAGAGCUAUUGUACUGUACCUAUUAUGAGUCGCAUCAGUGUGGAGAACAAUUGUCCUGUACCUAUUGUGUGUGUCACAUCAUUGUGGGGAACUAUUGUUAUACUGUACCUAUUUUUUGUCACAUUGUGUUCCAUCACUGAGGGAAGCUACUGUACCAUACCUAUUGUGUGUCUCACAAAUGUAGGGAACUAUUGUACUGUUCCUAUUGUGUGUCUCAUCAGUGUGGAGAACAAUUGUCUGUACGUAUUGUGUGUUCCAUCACUGUGGGGAACUGUUGUACCAGUACUGUACCCAUAAUGUGUCUCACAAAUGUAGGGAACAAUUGUUCUGUUCCAAUUGUGUGUCUCACACUCACAAAUGUAGGGAACAUAUAUUCUGUUCUUCUCUGUGUAUCACAUCACUGUCGGAACCUAUUGUACGGUAGGUGUUGUGAAUCAUACCACAGAGGAAAGCUAUUGUACUGUCCUAUUGUGUGUCCCAUCACUGUGGGGAACAAUUGAAGGGGUGAGAUGCAAAACCCGCUAAGUGACAGUUCGGAAAAAAUAGAGAAUUUUUUGCUUAUAAAUGAACAUUGUUACCAGCUAUCAGAUGCACAAAGUGUUUUCGGCCAAAACCGAACACAUACUUUAUAAAACGCACCAAAAUAUCUUUUUACACAUGUUCAUGUGUAUAGCAGCAUUUAAAAAAGCUGAUUUUCUCAAAGUGCUAACAUUGAUGUAGCGAGUUUUGCAUCUCAGCACCUCAAUUGUACUGUACGUAUUGUGUGUCUCAUCACUGUAGGGAGCUAUUGCACAGUGCCUAUUGUGUGUCUCAUCACUGUAGGGAGCUAUUACACAGUGCCUAUUGUGAAUCAUACCACAAAGGAGAGCUAUUGUUUCUUACAUAUUAUGUGUCACAUUGUGUCUCAUCACUGAAGGAAGCUAUUCUUAUUGUGAAUCAUAUCACAGAGAAGAGGUAUUGUACUGUACCUCUACUGUGUGUCACAUCAGCGAGUCCACUAGAUUUUUUUGCCAUUUUUAUCUUUGUCCGUAUCUAUGAUGGGAGUGAAUGUUUCAUUCUAUGAUUCUAUGGGGGGAAGCACGCCUGAAAUACUAAAAUUUCUUAACUGAAAGUUUUCAUUGGGCCCAGGCUUUUUAUCAAUCAGUGAGGAAGCCAUUUUAUCAAGUAUCUCAUUUUUUCUAGUGGGAUGCUGUUUUUCAUUCAGCCCAGGUUGGCUUCAACAAACAGGGCCAAAGCAGUCUUCCUCCUAAAUGUUCUAAAUAGUGUCAACUAGGGUGUAAAAGAUGUACAACCAUUACAAAGUGUAAAAAAAAACCACCAUAUCAAUUUUUGUGACCAAUCUGGACGGAGACUCAAAGUCUCUGGGCCUGUGUGAGGCCACUGUGAAGUGCAGAAUUCCGAAGAAGAAAAUAAAAGCUUUGAUGAAAAAAAAGAG
Messenger RNA from Aplysia californica (California sea hare), 3846 nucleotides. Its product is annotated as cilia- and flagella-associated protein 157. The coding region runs from base 421 to 2127 and encodes 568 amino acids. The record is from RefSeq and is a predicted model, not a curated record. Gene Ontology annotation, cellular component: ciliary basal body; cilium. The transcript is spliced from 10 exons. NCBI's taxonomy places the organism in Eukaryota, Metazoa, Mollusca, Gastropoda, Aplysiida, Aplysiidae. Gene Ontology annotation, molecular function: microtubule binding.